CCAUUGCUGACGGUCCAUCUCAUUGACAUUUCUCCGUUUAUGUCUUUUCAAGGGAUCCUCCUUCUUGGUGUGCGUUUGACCCAGUCGCCAAAUCUUGUCACUGCACUGCAGUUGGAGGAUUUUGCCACUCGCACACAGUCUCUCAUUGCAGAGGCGGUGCAGCAUCGUGAGAAGUGUAGACUCGCCCAAAAUGUCAGCGUCCUCACCAGCAAUUAUAUCGGGCCCUGUCUCGUGGGAGCUCUGCUUUAUUGUCAACAGCGUAGUACAUCUAGUGCCUUUUUCCUUCCACAGGUUGUUGAACGAAUACUGUCAGAUGGACGUACAUUGAGCAAAGAAAUGCAAUUAAACGGAACUUAUCAGGAACUAAUCCAACCAUGGGCCCUGAGGUGUCCGCCGUUGAUGUUUACAUGGCAUGAUAAGGCCUACCUGGGUGCUGCUCACGGGUUUGCCGGCAUUUUGAUGACGUUACUAAAGGUGAGCGACGAUAUUUUAAAGCCGAUAACCGACUCGCAUAAUCAACGUCAUAAACAGUGCAACAAAAUUUCCCCAUUAAAUGCCAGUUUUUGCAUGAAAGUUCACCAGCAAAUGCCCGAAGCCCUGCCAGAUACCGCCCUCUAUGCCCUAAUCCUGCCCACGAUCACUUGGCUGUCGGAGCUGCACUUUGACGGUGAGGAGCACUACAACUGGCCCUCCAGCCUGGGUAACAACAACAAUCGGCUGGUUCAGUGGUGUCACGGGGCCCCGGGCAUCAUACCACUCCUGCUGCUCGCUCAUACGGUAAGUGUGCCUUGUGUUUAA
This is a messenger RNA of Dibothriocephalus latus, 798 nucleotides long. NCBI's taxonomy places the organism in Eukaryota, Metazoa, Platyhelminthes, Cestoda, Diphyllobothriidea, Diphyllobothriidae. The record is from the annotation of a GenBank genome assembly.